CGCCCAGAGCCUCUGUCAUCUGCUUAAAACACUGGGACGAUCCGGCUGGUUAAUAUCUUCACAAUGACAGUCGGUAGAGUAACUCCGGGCUUUGCAUUGAUGACGCUGAUAUUUUUAUUUCGCAACUUAUCGUCUGCUGAGACGGGAGAGUCUCGUGCCAUUUGCCCGUCUCAGCCAAUAGAGGUAGCACAAGGUGAUGAUGUCACUCUUCAGUGUCAUCUGGACCCGUCGGUCGACGUGUCUGCUUAUACGGCGGAUUGGAAGAGAGUCGACCUCAACAAGGUGGUCUACUCCUAUAGAAAUAAACGGGAUCACCAUGAUGCACAGAUGGAGCGAUACAGAGGCAGGACGACUUUCAUCUACGAAGACCUGAGCAGAGGAAUCCUGACGCUGCAGCUGUCGUCACUACAGCUGUCUGACAGCGGACCGUACAGAUGUUUUGUUCCUAAACUGAUGGCCAGCUGUGUCAUUAACAUCAGUGUUGUACCCAAAGACCAACAGAACAGGACAAACGGAGAUGAAUCCAGCCCAACUAGAUUCCCACUGGCUGAGGUGACCGAGCCAGACGAUCCCGUUGGUGAAAACAUGAAGACUACGACUGUCGCCAUCGUCUUGUCCGUUGUUGUUGCUGCUCUCGUCUUUACCGUCGUAGUCGGUGUCCUGGUGAAACGUGGAACUAUCCGGAAAUGGAUGAGAUCCCUCAGAAGAAGGAGGAAGCAGAAAGAGAAAGCAAACGGUUCUGAACUGAAAGAUUUGGGAUCUCCAUCAAAAGAAGAUGACAAGGAUCCGGAUGGUCCUACUGCAAACGGCUUGAUCAGUAACGAGCACUAGCAUUAGUACUAGUGAUGGUCCAGUCUUGUCUCUGUAUACAACACUUACAGUCCUGAGAACUUAAGUGCAAGAUUGUAAGUGUGUCCCACAUUUGAUGCACACUUCAAAGCAGCAUUCCCAUUGGUCAGUUACUUUUAGAGGGACAGGUGGUACAAAACUGUAGAAGUCAAAACUGAAAAAAGAGAAAUCCCGAUCAGAGAAAGAAAAUUGGAGAAUUUAGUAAUCAAGUGUUGUGUAGUUUUAUUGUACGUUUUGCCUUUUUCUGUCAUUUCUGACUGGAAUUUUUAUGCACUUUCAAUUGAAUUUCUUUAGUUUGAUUCUCAGGGGAUUUUGUUUAAUUAUUAGGAAACAAAUCUGGUCCCAUAACUUUGACGGUGUGCAGCUGGACCAUCAACAUUCAGCAAGUCCAUGUCUGACAACUCAUGAUUCAUGUCACCUCCCUCUGUGUACAGACCCUGUAAAAAAAAUGCAUAUAUAUAUUUAUACACAUUUAUAUUUGUUAUUUGUAUUCUGCUAAAACACUGAUCCAAAAACAUGAAUGUUGGGUGAACUUUACUACGUAUUAUGUGAAUGAUUGUAUAUGUAAAUGUUAGAAUUAGAGGAUGGAUGAAUUAUUUGUUUUUGUUGCCUUAUUUUGUGUGUGUGUGUUUAUUAUCUCUUCUACUGUUUCAUAUGUUACAAACAUAAAGUCCAAUUUGAUACAAAACUGA
Messenger RNA from Thunnus maccoyii (southern bluefin tuna), 1541 nucleotides. RefSeq lists its product as uncharacterized. The record is from RefSeq and is a predicted model, not a curated record. The transcript has 5 exons. NCBI's taxonomy places the organism in Eukaryota, Metazoa, Chordata, Actinopteri, Scombriformes, Scombridae. Bases 64 to 831 code for a protein of 255 amino acids.